This is a messenger RNA of Iphiclides podalirius (scarce swallowtail), 903 nucleotides long. The record is from the annotation of a GenBank genome assembly. NCBI's taxonomy places the organism in Eukaryota, Metazoa, Arthropoda, Insecta, Lepidoptera, Papilionidae.
AUGGAGCUUCGUGUUGUGAAAUUAACGAUAUUACUUUCAUUUUAUUUAUCUGGCAUUGUAAUAGUUGCGGGAGUGUCGGAUGUGUGGGUGGAGUUGCGAGCGCCGCGGUUCGUCGUGCAUCGCCACAGCGCGCUACUGCGAUGCGAGCACAAUGUUGAUCCAGACUCCCUGUACAAGGUGGUGUUUUACAAACACGGCCAAAGGAUAAUGAAGUACGUUCGAGGUCGAGAUCCACCAUUCGAGCUCUAUAAUUUCACCGGCGCUGAUAUUAACUUAAUACAAUUGACGCCUACAUCCAUUACACUGGAGAAGAUGGAUUUCUCGGCGUCAGGGUCGUACGCUUGCGAAAUCGCACUCGAGACACCUUUGUAUUCAAAAGUAUCCAAACUGCACGAGUUAAACGUUAUUGUCCGUCAGAAAUACCGUCCAAAGAUUAAAAUUAAGCACAAGAAGCUGUCGUCCAACGAGAAUCUAGAAGCGACUUGCCAAAGUGCACCCGCUCAUCCAGCGCCGCAUCUCACCUGGUUUAUUAAUCAUAUGAAGGUGGACGAAAGGCUGAUAGAACCGCACGGCACUUGGAACGUCCACCGGCACCAUCACGGUAUGCCGUUGUCCCUGACAAACUCUUCGCUCCACUUCCCGCUGUCCAGCCUGCAGCUGUUCCCCAACCAGACCGUCGAAAUCACAUGUCUCAGCACAAUACCGAGUUACGCCAACGUUGGCGAGGGCUUCGCCGAUCUUCAGAAUCACACUGUUACUGUGAAUGUGAUCCGUAUGGAGCAGCCGCCCACGCAACUUCCCGUCAAGAUUAUCAGUCUCGAGCAGAACUCUUCAAAUCGCUGCGGAUUUCAUUGCGCACUAGUUACAUUAUUGUACUCAAUGUAUUAUUUCAUUAAGAUAUAU